GCGUUACACGCAAAGGACACGCACGGCAGGGCUGGGGUUAGCUCCGCCUUGGGCCAUCGAAACAUCGUGAAGGCCACACUUGUGAUAGACUGGGAUCGCGAAGGCCACGGCUGUGACUGAGAUCGCGGAACGAGGACCUUAGACGGAUAGAAAUGGACGACGAUGCACCGCAAAGGACGACGGCUGGACUCGGCUGGAAGGGUCAGAGUAGUGCGUGUGGCCCACCUGGACCACAAUGCGGAGUCGACGCGCCACAUAUCCAUGAAGGUGAGAAGAUUAGACAGGGAAACAUGGGCGGUGCGCAUCUAGGAGGAGAUGCAGGCAGGGUUCAUCUGCACGAUUGGUGUUCAUGCUUCAGAAUCAUCGUCCUAUAAAUGUUCUCCUAACACGGUCCUGGACCUAUAAGCGUCCUCCUGACGUUGUAGAGUUAUAUGCAUCCCAUAAGCAGAGAGCUCAUCAUCUACUGUAUCCUGCGCGGCC
Molecule: messenger RNA, 480 nt
Organism: Stereum hirsutum FP-91666 SS1
Lineage: Eukaryota; Fungi; Basidiomycota; Agaricomycetes; Russulales; Stereaceae
Exons: 2
Coding region: 153-374 (73 amino acids)
Source: RefSeq, a predicted model, not a curated record